AGUAACAACUUAAAAACUGAUGCGCAAACCUAGUCGGCCUAAAAGUGCAUGAACAGCCAACUCUGCUAGUAAAUAAAGAUGAGGGCCAAGCUUAAAAAACUGACACGCAGUCAGUUGGAAUUUUUGCUUUGUGUUUUAAGGAGCAAAAUUUUAAAAUUUGAGCCUCACUUCUCGUUAUUAAAAAUGUUUCAACUCUUUAAACUGUGGCAUUCAGACUCGGAAUAUUUGGGUGAGCAUCAAAGUAAGAAGGGUCAUUCAAGGGGUAUGGUUGGCAAAAAUAAAUGUCAGCAGAUUACAGAGCUGAACAUAUUGCAAAGAAGCAGAAUACAAGCGCAAGUUAAGAAUCAACAAACUGUUGAUACAGUUCAAAAUAGUGAGAAUAUGGCUGCUAGUCUUAAAAGUGCAAGACGACUAAGCAUUGCAAGUUUAAAAAAGAAUGAAAUUAUUAUGAAGGAACAUGAUCAUAAAGAUUGUCAUGGAAUGCAGUGUUUGGAUGUCAGUGGUUCUCAUGCUAGGUUAGAAAGGUGUGAUGCUUCUGCUGAUCAACUCACUUCACACAGAAACUCUUGUGAGGAAAAUAUCCCCUCAGAAGUUGCACAGAACAUAGCUGAUUUAAAUUUCGGCUUAGAAAAGCAUAAUAAUAUAAAUGCAUGUAAUAACGAAGUUCAGAAAUGUUCAGAGAGAAUGAUUAGGUUGAGAAAAAAACUACAAGUAAAAGAAGCAAGCUCUGGUGUUAAAGACAGUUCUAGAUUUCUUCACUGUGAAAAGUUAUGUAAUAAAGUUAGCCCAAGUCAGCCAGCAAAAAUUUCAAAAUUAAACCACCAUAAUAACCAACAACUAAAUAACAAUGUUUUAUCAAUAAAGGAAGAAGAGACAUGUCUUAACCUCCAGCCUAAAACAUUGACUUGCCUCAUUUGUGGACUUGGAUUUCUUAAUCAACACACCUUAAAAACUCACAUAAAGAAGAUUCAUGAUAAAAUGCGAGUUUUGUGUUCGUAUUGCGGAAAACUGUUACUCUCGUCCAGAGUGAAAGCACACUUGGAUAAAGUUCACGAGAAGCCUUCAUACACAUGUCACAUUUGCCAGCGAGGUUUCUUGAAAAGGGAAUGCCUAGAAGGACAUAUGAACAAACAUAGCAAGACCAAGCCUUAUAUCUGUCAACACUGUGGACGGAAAUAUGCCUACUCCACCAGCUUGUCCGCUCACAAAAAAAUUUGCUCUAAAUCAGCUGUUCCGCCCCAUCUUGUUCACGCUCACAGCCUGGAUGCCAAAGACACAUCUUUUAUCUGCGAGAUUUGUGGUCUCACUUUUGAAGGCACCAGCGGCCUCAAAGACCAUUUCAGUGCCAAACAUAGCAACAAAAUUCAGAAGUGCAUACACUGUGGUCAGGCUUUUCACUGGCGCCCGUCCUACAACAGGCAUGUGAAGAAAUGUAAGGAUAAAACAGACAGUGAAAGGAAGAAGCCUCCUGCGCUUUCAGACAAAAUCUACUUUUGUAAAUGUGGAAAGAGCUUCCAGUAUAGACAGUCCUUAAGCAGGCAUAAAAAAUCCUGCCAAUCAGAAGUGACCUCAUUUCCAGCUUCUCUAGGUGAUAUCUGGUCUUAAACAUCCUUUUUAAAUUUACAAUUAGCUCUCAAAAUGUAUAGCAAAUUAGGGGGAAUCGGUGUGGUUAGGUGGUAGAUCACACGAUUGCUAUCACAAAGGUCUUGAGUUCAGAUCCCCGGCUCAAGUCUAUAAGAUGUACUUGAGUCCAUUAAGCUCUGCUGAGUGCCUGACCUAUAUCAGGAGACAAAGACGGCGGGCAUUGUGGCAGCCAUACUAUCCGCCUGUAGCCUAUGCAGAGGUCGUUGAAACAGAUUGAAAACUCUACCUUAUCUGCUCCAUGUGUCUUGGGCGCAAACAUGAAAAGAUAAUGAUGUUGCAUAUUAAAUGUUAAUUUUACUUUAGUGUACUUUGCCUAAUGAGAUUUGGAAUGUCUGCAGUCUUUU
Molecule: messenger RNA, 1988 nt
Organism: Physella acuta
Lineage: Eukaryota; Metazoa; Mollusca; Gastropoda; Physidae
Product: zinc finger protein 675-like
Source: RefSeq, a predicted model, not a curated record